Messenger RNA from Paramuricea clavata, 5099 nucleotides. The record is from the annotation of a GenBank genome assembly. Lineage: Eukaryota; Metazoa; Cnidaria; Anthozoa; Malacalcyonacea; Plexauridae.
AACAUGGUUUGCUCGGCCAACGUGCGUUUUGUGGACGUUUAGCAAAAUUCUCAUAUGUUUUGCGAUUCAAUCUACAUCAAUCCUUGCCGUUCAAAUAAGUAUUUUGGAAAGAAUUUCAUUAUUUUGGAAAAGAAGGCUUGUAAAUUACCUGUAGCUGGUGAUAUUUUGAAAUCUGUGUGUGAAAAAAGCAGUUUAUUUAUUGCAUAAAGUUUAGCAUUUUUGGAAGGUUGAAGUUUGUAGAAUGGACAAUCCACCGAAUCAGACGAUAUAUAUCAACAAUCUGAAUGAAAAAAUUAAAAAAGAUGGUAAGUUUGGUCUAGGUUAUGCAUUUAUAUAAAAGGAUAUACCUCACUAACAUAUUGUUUAUUUGACAGAAAAGAUAUAAUAUUUUGAUUUAAUUUGACACUGACAGUAGGCAGGGUAUAUUUUGAGGGCUCAGGGCUGCUCAUAGUAUGAGCAGGGUUGGUCUGGCAAACUGGACUAGCUUUGCAAAUCAAGCUGGUUACCAAGUGCCGAGAUCCCAUCUUGUUUGUAUGGGAACUAGGCUACAAAAGAGAAUUCUCCAGGUACAUUAGGAGAAUUCCAGACAGGUGCAGAAAUGUCUCGAAACGUUGAACCAUUGCAAUCAAAUCCAGUGUUCUAUUGCGGGCAAUAUUGAUCGGCUGAUUGCUCUAGCAAAUUGCAACCGAUGCAAAACAAAUUUCAAUUUUCAUGUAUAGUAUUAAACAGUACUAAAUUGUCAACUGCAAAAUGUAAAAGUUCAUAAUAUGAUGUGGAAGCAAGUUUGCAAAUAAAGCCUGAUUGGGUUGUUCCAGAAAAGAUCCAUACUCCUCCCACGGAGGAAAUUUCUGCCGUCCGGAGGGGGAGGGGAGAAAAAAUUGUUUCUGAUAAUAGUAAAUGCAUUAGGACAUCUGAAGGGGGUAGUGGGGUUAACUUCCUAUUUCCUCCGUGGUGGUGGUAUGGAUGUUUUCUGGAAUGACCCAUUGGGGAGGGAGGAAAAAUGUCUUAGGAUGUCCGAAGGGGGGGAGAGGGAAUGUGUUAGGAUGUCCGAAGGGGGGGGAGAGGAAUGUGGAUAUGUUUGUCUGAAGGUUUGAGACUGUGAUAAAGCUAUGUGAUCGGCGAUUAUAAUGAGCACGCAAUUUUUAUCGGCUAUAUAUGUAGCUCUUGAACACCGGAACGUUUAUGUAACAGCAAUAAUUAUAUGUCCACGUAACUCGUAAGCAAAAUAAGCGGCUCACUUUUGCAUGCAUGGCCACCAAAAACUAACUUGCUGUAACAGCGCUACGUAUCCUGCAUGUUGAGAAUGAGUCGAAAAUUGACACGUGUUAUUUAUAUAAAAGUAAAGUUUGCAGUUUUCGUUCGUAUAUAUAAGUUUGAAUUAUUCAAGUGUUAAAAAUAAUAGUUAUUAAACUGUUGCUCGAAUUAAGAGACUGCUAUGUGAACUGAACUCAAAACAAUUUGUUUUAGUAUAUAGUCAAUAAAGCUUCCUUGCGAGGUGCGUGUCUAGAAAAUAGAAAUGGCUUUCAUAUUAAGGGCGAGGUUAAGGAAUGCAGUAAUACUAAAAAAUGCAUUAACAUGUAAGUAAACAUAGCAACGCUUGUCAAUCAGUCGCAAGUUACAUCGAAUUUCAGUCUGAGUUUUACUUGAACAAAUUUCGAAGUGAAUUUCUGCAAAUUAUGCGACAUAACCUGCCACGUGUUGUGUGUUCGCAAGUCACAAGAAGCCGCCAAGUGUUCCGCCACGUGUUCCGCCACGCCAGAGCUAUUUGAAAACACCGUAGAAAAGUCGCAAUAAGCCAUCGCUAAUUCACUCUACGCUGGAGCGAAAUCGUUUGAAAACUUUCACGUCACUUUUGCCAUAACAACGGAGCGAGGUGAAAACGGCGGAGCGUUUGAUAGCUCUGUGUGAAACGUGUAAACUCGAAUGCUUUUCAGUUAAAUUUCUUGGGUCUAUUUGAAAUAUUUUGCGUUUACACGAGUGCUAAUUCAAUUUGUAAACAAACUGUAAUGGCGGUAGUGUGAACACACAUAAAUUCUGCCCGCAUUACUGCGCUUGCGCGAAGUGUGAAUGUAGUCUAAUUUUCGGUGACGUUUUCAAACGGCGAGGUAGCCUUUAGAAAAAUUUAGAGAUAGUGGAUGUCCGAAGGGGAGGGGGGUAAUUUUGGGCUUUGAUGUCUGGAGAGGGGGAGGAUGAACCAUUCAAGGAUGUCUGAAGGGGGGGAGGGGUUUAUUUUUGAUUUCCUCCGUAGGGGGGGGGGUAUGGAUCUUUUCUGGAAUGACCCCUUGGCUACUAGGACAAAACAAGCCAAUCAAACGCUAGGCAUCUGACAUUUGGGUGUGACCUCUCAACAAAUUAUGCCCAAUAAUUGCAAAUGUACAUAAAAAUUGCAAUUUGUUUAUGUUGGUUGCAACUUAAUGAGUUAAGCCUAGCAGAUGAUCUUGACAAGUGUAGCCGUGUCAAUGUCUAUAGUAAAUUAGUCAUCAGUUUUAUAGUUGAAAAGUCUUCAACUAUUAUUCAAUCGAGUGAGAUGCCAACAAAAUAUUGAUAUUUACCAAUGUCUAUAGUAAUAACAGCUUAUUGACCGAGCGUGAGGUCUGUACUGUGAAAUAUUAGACCAAGGUUUUUUAGUAUGGACUGAGCGACGAAGGAAUGAGGUCCAUGCAAAAAACAGAGGCUGAUAAUUCACAGUACAGACCGAACAAGCGAGGUCAAUAAUCGGUAUAUUAUAUGGCUGAACUGAGUCUGUGAGCAUAUGCUUUUUGCGCACAUUAAAUUGGCUAUCGUCAGUUUCACUGGGUAACAAAUAACAAUAUACGGUAGACAUGCAUGCUCAAUCAAAAACAUUUUGGUUCGUUCGAAAUUUUUAGCUGUAAAUUUUAAUGAUGCACAAUUGGAAAAUUAAUUAAAAAGCAAAAAAAUUUUCUGUUUGCAAAGCAAAAAUUUCCCGUUAGAUAAACGACAUCCGGGACACCGGUCCAGAUACGGAAAAUACGGACCACAUUCCGGAUAUGGGUUUUUACGGACCGCUUGUCAACCAAUCAGAAUAGAGAAUUUUGAAAAGCCAUAUAAUAAUCCCUAUCAUUCGAUGCUUGAUGUAUAACUUGUUGUUAUUGAUGAAAAUAUUGCUUGUCUUUUGUUUCUAGAACUGAAGAAAUCUUUGUACGCAAUAUUUUCCCAGUUUGGCAACAUCUUGGAUAUUGUUGCAAUGAAGACGUUAAAAAUGCGAGGUCAGGCAUUUGUUGCGUUUGCAGACAUUGCCAGCGCGACAAAUGCCCUUCGAUCCAUGCAAGGAUUUCCUUUUUAUGAUAAACCAAUGGUAUGUGAUCUUACUGAUAUGAUUAGAACAACAUGUACAUGUCUCUCAUAUAUUGAGCAUUUCACUAUUGUAAAAAAAUGGCGAAAUUAAAGUCGCUUGAGUAAAAACAGGGUGGAAGAUUAAUUAAAACAUUCGGCAAUUUGAUGAAAUUGGGAAUUUCAGUUAGCCUGUAACAUCCAGAGAGUUGGUUAAGUAAUACUGUGUUUCUUAAGUGAUUUUUUUGGCCUAGGGCUCCAGCUGAGCUUCUUUAUUUUAUUUAUCACUCAAUUUAUCGCUUAUUGAAUUGUGUAUGAACAAUAUUUAACAUUCAUUACUUCACUAGAGGAUACAGUAUGCAAAAAGUAAGUCAGAUGCAAUCGCCAAACUUCAAGGAACGUAUGUACCAAGAGAGAAACGACCGAGGGAAAAGAAACCAGAAGAAGCCAGUAUGUACAAUCUAUUAUGUUAUACCUUUGAAGCCUCGAAAUAGUUGUUUUAAAAUACAAUCAGGAAAUAAAGAACUUUUACUGUUCCCAAUUGUCUACCAGUAAUGCAAUUAUUAACCCUAGGCCAAGCGGCUGUUCAUGUCACAGGAAAUGUUUUUUCAAAAUUAUUACAGUCGAUUUCAACUUACUUUUCACUCAAAUGUUCCGAACUUUGUUCCGAACUUUGCAAAUUUGUUGCCAAGUUCAAAAGUUCAUCAUGAAAUUCACAAACGGGUUUGUAAACUGGGCAUUUGAUUGACUGGUUUGGAAACGUAAGUUGAAAUCGACUGUAACGGUUUUGAGGAUGGGAAAUACUAUUCUCAUUUGUAAAACACAUCAAUGGAUAUAAGGCAAAUAAUUACUAUUCAUUUUUUUUUCUUUUAAAAAUCACAAAUGAGUUUAUAUAAUCAUGAAUGAUAUUAACAAUAACAUCAUGAUAGUUAUAUAGUUUUACUGUGAAUGAUAAAGGAUGUGCUUCUAGGCAGUUGCAAUAUUGAAAAAAAUCGAUAUAUCGAUAUCGAAAAAAAAAUGACUAUAUCGAAUUAUGCAAAUGAGAAAACGUAAUUUAGUCAACUUGCAUGUAUACGCAUCACAAACAGUUAAAAAGAAGUGUGACUGUGUUAUUUUGGUACCUUGUUUUUAAACCUGCGUUGAUAUGCACAUCAUUAACAUUCAAAUUAUUGCGAAUUCCAUGUUUAUGAGUCAUCACAAAACUAUUGUUUUCAAGCGUUCAAUGCCGCUGCUUGGUGAUCUUCUGUGGUCACAGUUUCUCUGUUUUCGCUUUUAAUUUCAAUUGCCCACACACUUGUAUCAUAAAUUUGCAAUUGCCGCCAUAUGCACGUUGUCUAAACUUCACCGGUGAAAACAAUUGCCGAAUAAUCGAAGAUUAAGUUGUUUAGUUACAACUGUCGAUAUUUUCGAAAUGCGAAAAAUGGAAUAUUGAACAUCGAUAUUUUUGAAAUAUCGAUAUUUAUCGAAAAUAUAGAUAUAUCGCAACUGCCUGUGUGCUUCAGUGCUUGUUUCAUAUUACAUUGUGGUGAUUAUAAUUUUUACCAUGAAAGAUAAGAAUGGGUUUUAUUUAUAUUACAUAAUGUUAUUGCUGUGAAUAUUGCCAAAAAAUAUUUAAACGAAACCCAUUAGUAGCCUGUUUUUUAAGCCCUGAUUUUUGGCUUUUCGUUCAGACUAAGUUUGCAUGCAUUGCAAUCUCAAUUUUUGUUUUCCAUGCUUUUUAUAGAAAAACCUCCAGUCAAGAAAGUUGCUGCGCCAAAGCAACAACCCACCCGAGCGGCACCUCCAAUGGCUAUGGCACCAAGUAAGAA